Messenger RNA from Perca flavescens (yellow perch), 732 nucleotides. Its product is annotated as T-cell-specific guanine nucleotide triphosphate-binding protein 1-like. Lineage: Eukaryota; Metazoa; Chordata; Actinopteri; Perciformes; Percidae. Gene Ontology annotation, cellular component: membrane. Bases 1 to 732 code for a protein of 243 amino acids. The transcript is spliced from 2 exons. Gene Ontology annotation, molecular function: GTP binding. The record is from RefSeq and is a predicted model, not a curated record.
AUGGAUAAUCCACAUGAUGAUGAACCAAUAGCAGGAAUUCAAAAAGAUCUGCAAACCAAUGAAUCUGCUUCAGCCGCUGCAAUGGCCCAGACUUAUUUGGACGAACUGGAUAAUGUUCAGCUAAACAUUGCGAUCACAGGAGAGUGUGGUUCUGGUAAAUCCACCUUUGUUAAUGCCUUUAGAGGCAUAAACAACAGAGAUAAGGAAAGAGCUGCCCCUACUGGUGUUAAAGAAACUACUACAGAUGUUACACCAUACCCCCAUCCAAAAUAUUCCAAUGUUACACUUUGGGAUCUUCCUGGUAUCGGCACCACCAAGUUUCCAGCUGACGAGUACCUGAAGCUUGUUGAAUUCAAAAAGUUUGACUUCUUCAUCAUCAUCUCAGCUGAUCGCUUUAGAGAAAAUGAUGUGAAGCUCGCUAAGGAGAUUCAGAAGAUGAAGAAGAAGUUCUACUUUGUUCGCUCAAAGAUUGACCACAACAUACGUGAUGAGGAAGAAACUCAGGGGUCAGAGUUCAACGAAGAAGAGACCCUUAAAGAAAUAAGGGAGGACUGCAUUCAAGGUCUUAAAGGACGUGUUGAGUCUCCACAAGUCUUCCUGGUGUCCAGCUUUAAACUCCACCUGUAUGAUUUCCAUCUGUUAGAGAAAACUUUAGAGGAAGAACUUCCUGCACUCAAGAGGAAUGCUCUGCUGUUGGCUCAGGAUCGAACUUGGCAAUGCCUAUUGCUGUGA